UUGAUACAUUUGGCCGUACUCUCUCUUUACUCUAUAACGAAUUGCAAAUUUUUAUUUGGUUUUUUGCUUCCCAAUAGAGCAACAUUAUCUUUAACGAAGAAGCAAUAAAAUGUUUUUAAAAAGCUCAGCAGUCGGUUAAAAAGUUCGAGUACUUAACAGCGGUUAAUUCAUUUCAAUCAAAAAUUUAAAUUCAAACUCAGCACCACUACUCAAUUUGUAAAAGAGUAACUAAUUGAUUUCAGUAGAUAAAUUAAUUAUGAAUUGUACCUAUACUACAUUUCAAAACUAAAACUUUAUAACAUAAAACAAACACAUAGACGAAGAACACACUUUGAGAUGUUUUAGAAAACACAAGUAUGACAAUUACAUAAAUUAACAGUUAAACACGUUUUCAUGAAUGCACGGAAAAAUGGACAAAGUUCAGACUAUAAGACUUCUUUAACUUAUUCAAAUAUACCGAUAACCGACAUGAAGUUUCAGUUUACAUUUCGGCUUGUGCUCGUUCUCAUACCAUAUUAUUGUAUUGUAAUUAGAAUUACAUACAGCUGCCAAUUUUCAUGACACUACGAUACUUGGAAGAUGGGUUAAUUAGUUACCUUAGAGUCCAUUACAUAGUUGCGUACAGGUCGCCCUAAUACAAGCGUGUUAAUAAAUAAAUCGAUAUUAUCUUUGGUUAUCGUAGCUGGACAGAAAUGUUGAAAAUGUAUGAUGUCGUGUCCUAUAAGGGACGAACCAAAUUUUAAGGAAUACAUUAUUAUUGACAUUUUCUCAUUUAUUUAUUAGAAAACUGUAUAUAAAUCACUGUUAGUGCUUAGUUAAGUAUCUAGUAAUAUUGUUUGCGAUAGUUAAGUCUAAUUGCUUUGUUCUUAUGAAUUAUUUUCUCGGAGAAAAGUGGUAUUUUCAUGGCCAACGAUGCAUUCCAGCGACGCCUAUCAUGGUAAUCUUAUCACACUAGUAUAUAAAGCGUCUGUCACGACAAGAAUGCAUCAGUGCAUCUGAGCUGAGAUCGAAACACAGACCUACAUACAACAUGUUGAAACUGGUGGUGUUGUCCUGCAUCGUGGCCGCAGCAUCAGCAGCCUUGCUGGCGCCCUUCACGCCUCUAGCCUAUACAGCGCCUUUCCUGGCGCCCUACGGCAAUUACAGGGGGCCGCUGUCCCUCGCUCCCGGCCAGCCCGCCAACAUCCUCGCCGCCGACGGCAGGCCGCUGGACACCCUGGACGUGAACUUGGACCGCUCUGCUCACCUCACCGCCAAGGCGCUUGAGAGUGGCGUGCACCUGCUGAAGAAACGCUCGGCUGCCCCGAUCGCGCCGGUCGGCCACGUGGCGGUAGCUGCGCCCCUGGUCCACGGCGCGCGACUCGCCUACACCGCGCCCGUCAUCAGCUCACGCCUGGCAGUGGCUCCCGUCACCUACGCAGCACCCAUCGCUCACUACGCUCAUUGGUAAAUUGUGGCAUAAGUAGAUAGUAAUAUGGGCUGCUGCUGUAGAUAGUAAUACUAAAUACCUUCAUGUAUUAAAUCAAAUUGGAAUGUACUUUUUGUAUAUUUUUUCUCUCAAUAGAGGUAUACUUUCCCAUUGUUUUAGCGAAUAAGUUGUGCAAUCCAUUGCGGUCUUGUCUUGUGAUUCUGUUUUAUAGCUUAAUGUUAUGUUCUUCAUAAACAGCAACAUCAAUUUCUUGUUUGUUAAGCAAAUCUUUUGUUUUCAUCAAUUAUUAUCAUAUGUCGUCAUUAAAUGGAACGCGUAGUUAUAGGAAGGUUUUAAUCUGCAGGCUGAUGACAUUUGUCUGGCCAAAGCUAUAUAGUUCUGGAGACAGCUAGUUAUAAAAAUAAAUGAUGGCAAAUGUACAUUAUUAGCUGUUAAAA
Molecule: messenger RNA, 1866 nt
Organism: Helicoverpa zea (corn earworm)
Lineage: Eukaryota; Metazoa; Arthropoda; Insecta; Lepidoptera; Noctuidae
Exons: 1
Coding region: 1031-1450 (139 amino acids)
Source: RefSeq, a predicted model, not a curated record